AAUUUUUAUUUAUAAGUUACAAUUUAUAUAACUUACAAUUUUAUACAAAAAGAAAGAAAUCGACGUUAGUUGUAUCUCACCUUAUCUAUCUUGUUCAUCUAAUUCUAUCUGAUAAAAUAAAAACGCGAAGCAGAGAGAGACACUCACAUGGCCAUGGCAUCUGUGUCUCACCAACUCAGUGUCGUAAAGUGGACCCCACUUCUAUGGAAACCAACACACUCACAGAAACAAAGGCGCGGUGUUCUUCCUAUUGUCUGUUCCAUUGCAAUUUCAAGCGCUCAGAACAAAGAGAGAGCAAAGCUUAAAGAAAUCUUCGAAGAUGCUUAUGAGAGGUGCCGCACUGCUCCAAUGGAAGGUGUUGCGUUCACCCUUGACCAAUUCACUGAAGCUCUUGAAAAGUAUGAUUUUGAGUCUGAAGUUGGAACUAAGGUUAGAGGCACUGUGUAUGGCAUGGAUUCUAGUGGAGCUUUUGUUGACAUUACCUCAAAGUCUACUGCUUACUUGCCGCUGCGAGAGGCAUCCAUCCGCAGAAUUAAGCAUGUAGAAGAUGCAGGCCUAAUUCCCGGCGUGAAAGAGGAAUUUGUAAUCAUUGGUCAAAAUGAAAUUGAUGAUGGCUUGAUCUUGAGCUUAAGAUCUAUUCAGUAUGACCUUGCAUGGGAAAGAUGUCGGCAACUUCAGGCAGAAGAUGCUGUUGUCAAGGGUAAGAUUAUUGAUGCAAAUAAAGGUGGUGUGGUGGCUGAAGUGGAAGGCCUUAAGGGGUUUGUUCCAUUCUCACAGAUGUCAACGAAAUCACCGGGAGAAGAGAUUCUUGAGAUGGAGAUUCCUCUAAAGUUUGUGGAGGUGGACGAGGAACAGUCCAGGCUUAUCCUUAGCCACCGCAAAGCCGUGGCCGGCAUCCAAGGACAACUAGGAAUUGGAUCAGUUGUUGCAGGCACUGUGCAAAGUCUGAAACCAUACGGUGCCUUUGUUGACAUUGGUGGAAUCAGUGGCCUUCUUCAUGUCAGUCAAAUCAGUCAUGAUCGUAUAUCUGAUAUUGCGACUGUUCUUCAACCUGGUGAUAUUCUGAAGGUUAUGAUCUUAAGUCAUGAUCGCGAGAGAGGCCGUGUAAGUCUUUCCACCAAGAAGUUGGAACCUACACCUGGUGACAUGAUUCGUAAUCCAAAGCUUGUCUUCGAGAAGGCUGAGGAGAUGGCUCAGACAUUCAGACAGAGAAUAGCGCAAGCCGAAGCCAUGGCUCGUGCUGAUAUGCUGAGGUUCCAGCCAGAGAGUGGAUUAACUCUCAGCAGUGAUGGGAUCUUAGGACCACUUUCUUCAGAUUUGCCUCCAGAGGGACUGGAUCUGAGUGAGAUACCACCAGCUGAAGAUUAAUGAUUGAGGGAAUUCAAAUGCCUUUUACCUUUUUGCUUUUGUUACACCUUGCUCUAUGUAUUGUUGUAGAAUGAUAAACCUAAUGUUGUCUUUUCUUUUGGUUUGAUGUAUUCAUCUUUCCUCAACAUCGUAAAAUUGAAAAUAAAAAAACAAAAAUAUAUUACUCUGUACCUAUUUUGAUGAAACUAUUGAAUAUCAGAAACUGUAA
Molecule: messenger RNA, 1576 nt
Organism: Cicer arietinum (chickpea)
Lineage: Eukaryota; Viridiplantae; Streptophyta; Magnoliopsida; Fabales; Fabaceae
Product: small ribosomal subunit protein bS1c
Biological process (GO): translation
Cellular component (GO): chloroplast stroma
Molecular function (GO): structural constituent of ribosome; mRNA binding
Source: RefSeq, a predicted model, not a curated record